This is a messenger RNA of Penaeus indicus, 460 nucleotides long. RefSeq lists its product as uncharacterized. The transcript is spliced from 3 exons. The record is from RefSeq and is a predicted model, not a curated record. The annotation marks the transcript as partial. Lineage: Eukaryota; Metazoa; Arthropoda; Malacostraca; Decapoda; Penaeidae. Gene Ontology annotation, biological process: DNA repair.
CCGACGUAAACACACAGACGACAAACGCGCGCAAACUUGUUAAGUGGAUCGCCAACGGUCGCAUGAGAUUUCCUUAACAUUUUUGAAGUGAGAAGAAGAGAAAAUGUCGUUGAAAUCAAAACGGAAACCUAACGUCAGCCUGCAAAAGGAAGACAGCGAGGACCUCUUCCUCAGCCCGCCCAAGAAGACGAAGAAGAGCCAAAGCAAGAAAGAGGAUGAUGAACUGAAGGACGACUCCCUCUUCGGAGAGCUGAUAAACAAGGCAGGCUACAUACUCAAGAAAGGGGAUCAGCCGAAUUUACUCAAAUGUGACCAGGCAGUAUUCCAAAAGGACCUUAGAUGGGGCAUAAGAUCCCAUUCACUCUAUCGCAUGCCUGAGAUUGCUGAAAAAUUUGUAAAAGGAUUGGAGGAGCAUGUAGAUGAUCAAGUACGACUAAAGUGGGCACUUCUUUACACUCAG